Messenger RNA from Medicago truncatula (barrel medic), 1041 nucleotides. RefSeq names its product ethylene-responsive transcription factor ERF098. The record is from RefSeq and is a predicted model, not a curated record. Gene Ontology annotation, biological process: regulation of DNA-templated transcription; ethylene-activated signaling pathway. NCBI's taxonomy places the organism in Eukaryota, Viridiplantae, Streptophyta, Magnoliopsida, Fabales, Fabaceae. Bases 343 to 777 code for a protein of 144 amino acids. The transcript has a single exon. Gene Ontology annotation, molecular function: DNA binding; DNA-binding transcription factor activity.
GAAAAGAUUUUGCCCUAGUUGCAUAUUGUUAAGAAUCAUUUGUACCUGCUCACAUGCAUAGUUUGCUGCAGUUCACGUGAUCAAAACUUAAACAUUGUCGAAAGAAUCGAAUUUUAUUUUACAGACAAACACUACUCUUUCAAUAGAGAACUUUCUUUGAAAACAAAUCUUGGUCAAUGUAGCUUUCUAGAUUGAAAUAGAGAAUCACUAUUCACCUUAUAGAUUCCACACUUUUUAGCGUAUAGAUGAUAGACUACUUAUCUAUAUAUAAGCAUCUUAGCAACCACAAAAUCAAAAAGCAUAUCAAAAGUUAGACAAUUUGCACACACAAGAAGAAACUAUAUGGAGGAUCACCAGAAGGGAAAGCAUGGAAAGGAGGAGAAGGGAAAGGAAGAGGUUCGGUUCCGAGGCGUGAGGAGGAGGCCGUGGGGGAAGUACGCGGCGGAGAUAAGGGAUCCAUCUAAGCAAGGGACAAGGAUGUGGUUAGGGACAUUUGAUACGGCUGAAGAAGCAGCAAGGGCUUAUGAUCGAGCAGCUUUUAAUUUGAGGGGUCAUCUUGCAAUUUUAAAUUUUCCUAGUGAGUAUUAUUCUAAAAUAAGAGGGUCACCACCAUAUCCACCUCAUUUAGCACCACCACCCUACACCUCUUCAUCAUCUCAUCAUGCUGGUGGUAGUUCUUCUGGGCCACAGCAUAGGCCCAUUUUUGAGUUUGAGUGUUUGGAUGAUAAGAUAUUGGAGGAACUUCUUGGGUCAGAGGAGGUGAAGAAGAAAAAGUAGGGAGAGUGAUUAGUACAAAAUCAUUUCUCUGAGUAUGUUUUAUUUAAUGCUUUGACUUUUCUCCUUAAUUACUAUCUCCUCUGAUGCUAUUUAUAAGAAACAUUUGAUUUUUUAAAUUCAUUGCAUAAUUGAUGUAAAUGAUCUGAUCAUAUGCAUCAAUUAUUCAAUGAAUUAAAAAAAUCAAAUAUUUUUUAUAAAUAUGAUCAAAGGGGGUAAAGUGUAAUAACUGAAUCUAUAUUCUGCUUUAAGUAUUAAAGGUUUAAA